This is a messenger RNA of Austrofundulus limnaeus, 2181 nucleotides long. It is a transcript of the gene fam161b, whose product is annotated as FAM161 centrosomal protein B. Gene Ontology annotation, cellular component: cilium. The coding region runs from base 184 to 1809 and encodes 541 amino acids. The transcript has 9 exons. The record is from RefSeq and is a predicted model, not a curated record. Gene Ontology annotation, biological process: cilium organization. Lineage: Eukaryota; Metazoa; Chordata; Actinopteri; Cyprinodontiformes; Rivulidae.
GUCUGUCCACAAACAGCGCUAACGCCGCCGAAGCACGGAUGUGUUUCGCUUCGAGCAAAACUUCUUUACAUCAACAGCUAACUCAGUAUGUAGUUAAACAGUUGGGCUGUGAUAAUUUAAGAGUUUGGAUGAAUCUUUGACUCCGUAAAGACGCUCUCUCGUCUAUUUCCAGAUAAGAGAACAAUGUCAAAGUUUGAGUCCUUGYUGGCAGAUGGACUUCAAUCCGAGAUAUUUCUCCAGCUUCAUCUCAAGGCCAUGAGAAAGGCCCUUGGGCAGCAGUUACAGGAGACAAAAAUGAAACAGACCGAGGAGCUCGAAAAAAGGAUUUAUCAGAACUCUCUCUUGUCCACAAAUGGAGCUGGAAAGUCAGGAGAUGAGAAAGACCUGAACCCUAAUCCUAGAUUUGUGAAAGUGAGGAGCUCCACCUCUGAAUCAGCUCGAACUUUAGACGAGACGUCCAACAAACAGAGGCCUAACGCAAGUUCUCUAGMUUUGUCAUUAAACCCGAAGCAUCGUUUUUCUAUGGCUCAGCCUUGCGAACGAUUUGCUUCAUCCAAAACAACACAGCAGAGCAAAGAGGAGGAGGACGAGGCUGAGUGCAAAAAGAAGUUCUCUGCUGUCCCUCUUCCUGUCCGCAUCAUUCAGCCCAUCUACCAUGAGAUGAUGGAGCUGAGAGAAAAGGAGAGGAAACAGGGCUGUGAGCAAAGGAAAAUGUUCUUACUCUCUACUCAGAAGCCUUUCAGCUUUGAGGAAAGGGAAAAAAACAAAAAGGAGAAGUUGAUGAAAACAUUAAACCAGGUCCCACAAGUUCCUGAAAACAGUAUUUGUACAAAAAUACACAAGUACAUCAAGACCUCAAGUGAAUUAAAAGACAAGGAGGAGAUUUGUAGAAAGGUUGACACUCGAGGGACAAUGCAGCAGGAAAACUCAGCUCAGACUCARAGCCCCAAAAUCCGCUCCGCCGAUCUCACCAGGAAGAAAAGGCUGGGGUUCUUGGACGAAAAGCCGAGCUUCCAACCAAAAAUCAUCCAGAAGGUGCCGGACUUCAGCCGGCUGCACAAGGCCCUGCAGACAGCAGCCCUGAACAAAAUGCCAAGUAAAGACAUGACCAGGUGUCAACCCUUUUUCUUGAGGACGUCAGCUCGACCUGUGAGGAAGAGUAAGGAGAGCCCAGAAACCUCACAGGUGCCUAUAUUCAGUCAUGUGAGCAGAAGCAGGUCACUUGGAGCUUUAACGCUGAUACCCCCUGACACUCUCCCCACGUUCAUCACAGACGCUGUGAGGCAGCGCCACAUGGCCAUCAGGAARUCCAUGGAGUUGAGGCAAAGUAAGAAUCAAGAAACGGCAGACUGGUUGAGGAGCUACCAGAUGAGAUCCCAAGCCAUGAAGAAGUCCGUUGCUCUUCACGCAAAGUUCCUGGACCCCCACAGCAGCUUAAAAGACGUGCUUAAUGAAAAUCUAAAGCGCCACCUGGAGACUGAUCAGAGGAGAAUGAGAGAAUACAUGAGGGAACUGCACGAGAUGAAGGCCCGAAUUAGUCAACGCCCUUAUUUGUUUGAACAGGUGAAACAGAGAAAUGCAAAGGCCAGUGCAGAGCAGAACUACAGGAGUAAACUCCAAAACGUUGGGUUAGAGGAGAAGUUUGUUGAAGAAGCUGGAGAGUUGUUCAGAUCUAAUGAUGACACAGAAACAAACAACUCCGGUGCUGAAGAUGAAAAACAAAGCAGGGAAGAAAAUGUGGACGAUGUGGAGCAAAUUGAAGAUGUGGGGGUGAAGAGCGUGAAGUCCAGAGGGGAAGAAACGCUAUGAUCAAAAAGGUUUCCGGUACAGCUGAGUUUUUUGUGGCCUCUCUACUAGAAAACAACACUGUUCUCAAAAGUGAUUCAUGUCACAGCGAACACUAACGACCUGAUAGUUUAUUAUGCACAUCCAUUAAUUAUAAAAUCAAAGAAACGUGAAAUUUACUACCACAAGUGUAUGGCAUUACAACUGAAAAAGAACGAUUUCAUAGAACUGCAGAUAUAUAUGGGUAAUUAUUUUAUUACGAGACAUUUURGGGAAAAUUGUAAAGAUUUCUGGAAGACCGCAAAAAUAUGUCUGUAAGGAGACAUAUGCUUUUAAAUCUUUCUUUUUCACAUUUAAAUCAUUCACUUGGGGUCUUUAUAAAGUGGAACUACAAUG